This is a messenger RNA of Capsicum annuum, 1547 nucleotides long. Its product is annotated as protein-tyrosine-phosphatase IBR5. The record is from RefSeq and is a predicted model, not a curated record. The transcript has 5 exons. The coding region runs from base 290 to 1090 and encodes 266 amino acids. Gene Ontology annotation, molecular function: protein tyrosine/serine/threonine phosphatase activity; MAP kinase phosphatase activity. Gene Ontology annotation, biological process: protein dephosphorylation; negative regulation of MAP kinase activity; auxin-activated signaling pathway. NCBI's taxonomy places the organism in Eukaryota, Viridiplantae, Streptophyta, Magnoliopsida, Solanales, Solanaceae. Gene Ontology annotation, cellular component: nucleus.
AUAAACUUCAAAUCUAACCGCGGAAGGAAGGUACAUAUAGUAGAACAAAGGUUUUAUCCAUAUCCAACGAGUAAUCCCUAUUGGUUACCCCUUCAAAAAAUCCACAACCAUUAUUACAUCUACCGGUAUCUAUAAAUAGCAACUUAUAUACAACUCCAAUUUCACCCAAAUUACUGUACUUCACUCCCAUCACAAAAAUCUCAACUUUCACGUCAAGAACCACAAACCCCACUUCAAAUCUUGAAAUUUUCUUAUCUGGGUCGUUCUUGAUUUUGUAAUUGAACUCGAAAUGAGGAAGAGAGAAAGGGAAAACCCAUGUGGGAUUUGUGGGCAUUAUCACAAAUAUGAAGAAGGUGAAGUGUGUGGGAUCUGUGGACAUAGAAUGCCUGAUGUAUCUGAUAAGGGUAGUACUAUACAAGUCAGUGCUUUCCCUUCUGAGAUCUUGCCAGAGUUUCUUUAUUUGGGGAGUUAUGAUAAUGCUUCUCGUGCUGAACUUCUCAAGACUCUUGGGAUUUCAAGGAUUCUCAAUACAGUACCUGCUUGUCAGAAUCUUUAUAAAAAUUCCUUUACUUAUCACUGCCUUCAAGAUGACAGAAAUUUGGCAUUUGAUGAUGCUAUCCAAUUUUUAGAACAAUGUGAAAAAGAUAGGGCUCGUGUUCUUGUGCACUGCAUGUUAGGUAAAAACAGGUCGGCAGCAAUUGUAAUUGCUUAUUUGAUGAAAAGCAAAGGAUGGAACCUUGCACAGAGUCUUCAGUGGGCCAAAGAGCGAAGACCUUCUGUUGACCUAAAUCAAGAGGUCUACCAGCAGCUACAGGAGUACGAGAAGAAGAUCUUUGCGUCACUUCAGAACCAGCCCAGCCCCGUCAUGCCAGCCUUCCCUUCUCCUGUGCCGUCCUUCAACUUUGGCUUCCCAAAGCCCAGCGAUCCGAUCCCUGCUCCAGCCUUCAACAGUUCUACUGCUCGUCCACUUUUUUCCCGUCCUGCUUUUGAAGUUCCUCCUCACGGAUUCACUUUUGGAGCUGCUCAUAAUCAGCAUAACGAUGCCAAUCAAAAUCCAAAUGGUAGCGAUGUUGCCAUGGACGGUUCAUGAUACUACACUCCCCUUUAGCCUUGCGAAAAAUCCUCAACAUCAACAGAAGUAUUAAAGAAGAUUAUGCCAGUUGCUGAUAUCAAUCUACCAAGUUUUUCAGAUGGUCGGAUGUAAAGUGGGAGACAUUGCUUAUGAAACCACUAGUUGUAGAGUUCGACAUGCCCAGAUCUUACAGUGCCAUCAAAAUGGAUUCGUGAUUCAGGAAAUCCAAGUAACUAUCGCCUAAAUUGUAUGUGGAUACUCAAGACUUUCACUUGAUCUCUUACAAACUAGAUUUUGUGUAGCAACUGAUUGUUAUAUUACUGGAAAGGUGGGUGAGUUUUUGACAAUGGGUUUCUUUUACAUCCUAGUUGAGCAGUUGCAUCGUGUGUUUCUGUUUGUGUUCAACUAUAGUUAACACUCCUAAAACUUAUUCAGAACAUUGUGAAUGCUAAUGAUCAGUGAUGUUGACACUCUA